Messenger RNA from Hemibagrus wyckioides, 2535 nucleotides. Its product is annotated as Na(+)/citrate cotransporter-like. Bases 28 to 1764 code for a protein of 578 amino acids. Gene Ontology annotation, cellular component: membrane. The transcript is spliced from 12 exons. NCBI's taxonomy places the organism in Eukaryota, Metazoa, Chordata, Actinopteri, Siluriformes, Bagridae. The record is from RefSeq and is a predicted model, not a curated record. Gene Ontology annotation, molecular function: transmembrane transporter activity. Gene Ontology annotation, biological process: monoatomic anion transmembrane transport.
ACGCAAGGUACCUGAUGCAUCUAGAUUAUGGUGAGCAGCAUGAAAUGGCUGUGGUUAUACAGGAAUUAUGUGAUCACCAUCCUGACACCUUUCCUGAUCCUGCCUUUACCUCUUACUGUCAACACUUCGGAGGCUAAGUGUGGCUUUGUGCUCAUCCUGAUGGCUGUGUACUGGUGUACAGAAUGUCUACCACUGGCGAUCACUGCACUCCUCCCGGUUUUCUUCUUCCCUAUGAUGCGCAUCAUGACGGCUGAAGAUGUGUGUUCCCAGUACUUCAGUAACAGCACCAUGCUGGGAGUCGGUGGAUUAAUGAUAGCCAUAGCUGUAGAACGGUGGAAUCUCCACAAACGUCUUGCCAUUUCCGUGCUUUUGGUAGUUGGUGUGAGGCCAGCGCUGUUGAUGCUGGGGUUCAUGAGCAUCACAGCCUUUAUCUCUAUGUGGAUCACUAACAUAGCCUCUACGGCUAUAAUGCUACCCAUCGUGAAUGCCAUGCUGGAGCACCUCAGUAAGGCCGAGGCAGAGGAGGAAGAGAUAGAGCUUCAGCAGUGCAGGGUCCUAAGAACUUUACAAGUGCACGAGAGCAAGGAUGGACUUGGCAACAUACCAGUGGAGCUGAGUCCUGAGGAACUGUUACAAGCUGAGCAGAGGAUGCGAGAACGUGAGCAGAAGUAUCUGAGACUCAAAAAAGGAAUGAGUUUGAGCGUUUGUUAUGCUGCCAGCAUUGGAGGCACAGCCACUCUCACCGGCUCCUUUCCCAAUCUCAUCCUCAAAGCCCAGAUUGACAAGAUCUAUCCAGAGAAUGGGGAUGUGAUUAACUAUACCUCCUGGUUUGGGUUUUUCUUCCCCAACAUGGUGCUGAUGCUGAUGUUCUGUUGGUUAUUGCUGCAGUUCAUGUAUUUGGGCUUCAAUGUAAAAAACUCAUGUGGUUGUGGAAUUACUAGAAGCAGCCAUGAAAAGGUGUUUCAGGUGAUGAGGCAUGAGUUCCGAAAGCUCGGCAGCAUGUGUUUUGCGGAGUACAGUGUGGUCGUGCUUUUCAUACUGUUGGUUCUGUUGUGGUUCAUGAGGGACCCUGGCUUCAUACCAGGCUGGGGCUCGCUAAUGGAAACUAAGUUUGUGUCAGAUAGCACAGUCUCCAUUUUAAUAACCUUUAUGUUUUUCAUAAUACCCUCCAAAUUUCCAAGAUGUUGGCAUGCUGGUUCUUUAGACAUAUCUGGUAGAAGUGAAGAAAAGCUUCCUGACAUGCUGCUUGACUAUCAAACAGUGGAAAAGGUGUUGCCUUGGAACAUCCUGCUGCUGUUGGGUGGAGCUUUGGCACUGGCUAAAGGCAGUGAGGUAUCCCACCUGUCUUUUUGGCUUGGACAAAAUCUCUUGCCUCUGGGGAACAUCCCUCCCGUGGCUCUCUCCUUCGUUCUUUGCCUUGUAGUGACCAUGCUCACCGAAGUCUGCAACAAUGCCGUAAUCAGCACUGUUUUCCUGCCUAUUCUAGCCUCCAUGGCAAAUGCUCUUAAGAUACAUCCACUGUCCAUCAUGCUGCCCACCACCAUCAGCUCCUCAUUUGCCUUUAUGCUCCCAGUGGCCACACCACCCAAUGCCAUUACAUUCAACUAUGCCAAUCUCAAUAUCAUGGACAUGGUAAAGCCUGGACUUGUACUGAACCUGCUGGGGAUAGUCUGCAUAAACUUCGCUACUAAAACCUGGGGAACUGCAAUGUUCCAUUUAAACGAGUUCCCUACAUGGGCUAAUAUCAGUACCAGGACUCCUUAACUGAAGACUUCUUCCUCUUUCUACAAGUCUAGCCCUGUGUGCAGGAAAAGAAAGAAGGAGAACAACACAGAAAGGACAAAUGAUCAAACCUGUGAAUGACAUCAGGAAUGGAUUCCAAAGGUGGAAAAAGCACAAUUCUACAAGGUUUAUUGGUUGUAGCCAAUUGUGUAGGAAGAAUGAUUUGUACCUCAUUUAAGGGGCAUUAAUCUCUUCACAUACUAUGUACCACACUAGCAUAUUGCCACCACUGGACAUCAUUCAAACACAGGAGAAUGGCUCUGGAGACCACUGAAGAUGAUUUUUCUUCUGUUUACCUGAUGAAGCUAGUGCUCAAAAUGAUCUUUGCCUGUUAUAGAAAAUGAGAAUAUCUAAAAUGAUAUUCUGCACUCCAAAGAUAAAUUCAGGCGCUUUGGGUGAACAGUCACAUACAUUAGUGUCACAAUUAAAGCUACUAAAGUGAAUAAUUUUGCCAGUGAUUAUGGCCUGGAAUUUAUACUUCAGUGUAUUUAAAUAAUUUACUAUUUUUUAAAACUUGCUCCUUACUGCAAAAUGCUGUAGGCAAGUUAUCAAUAUUUAUGAAAAAAUCACAGGCAUGGUGUGUGAUACAUUGCUGUCUUGAAUAUGGACAGUACUACAUAUAAAAAUUCUUAAAAAGUCUUAAAGUAGCCCAUGCUAGCACAAGACAGACCGAACAUUUUCCACAAUUUUGCUGCAAAACGCACACACACACAUGCACACACACACACACACAAAAUUUACUGUUCCUGUUGA